GUUCUCAACCUUUCCUGAGACCUUUGCCGGUCUUGCUGCUCUUCUACCCACUACUGCUUCUUCUCUUGCUGUGUGGGCCCUGUCCACAAACCGGGGCUGCUACCAGCCAGACCAGCUUCCCAGCACAAAGAUGCCUCAGGUGUGAGUCUCUGACCUUGGACCUCUUUUGGAAACUCUUUCUCAGAGAUCCUCGCGAUGAUUUUUGGUGUUCUUGUCUUCCUGUUUCUCUCUGAGGAGCUCAGUGCUGCUGAGAUGGGGACCACGCUCAACCUGAAACACAUUGUCAUCGGCCGGUGCUACAGCUAUAUCACACUCGUGAGACCUAACUCGAGAUACGACUGUGACGAGAUCUGGAGGGAGUUUCAGGAAGCAGUGGUGAGGAGGGCCCCUUGCGGUGUCAGGGUGAAAGAUUACCGCCGGAUGUUCCACGCCGCAACCCAGGUUCUACCCUGCGAUAGGCUCCUGUUCUGGAGUAAGACUAGGCAGUUAGUCCACAGCUACUCAGCUGUCACGCACCAUUUCUGGACCCUUGAGGACACCCUGGUGGGCUACAUGUUCAACGACCUCAUCUGGUGUGGGCAGCAGGAGAAAGACAGAGGGUUCGACUUCCAAUCCUGCUCCGAGUGGUCGACUUGCGUGAACCAUCCUGUCUACUCCCUGUGGAAGCAAGCUUCAGAAAACUUUGCAUCCUCCGCCUGUGGCAACAUCACGGUCGUGCUCAACGGCUCCAUUGAAAAUGCCUUCAGCAGGAAAAGUAUGUUUGGUGGCGUCGAGCUGGACAACCUGAACCCCAGAAUGGUGAACCAUGUCAACAUCAAGGUGGUGGCCAAUCUGGACGGGCCAUUUGUGGAGUCGUGCACACGGGGCUCCAUCCUGGACCUUAUCGCCACCUUGCAGACCAGAGGAUUCCGCUGGACCUGCAGUGACAGUGAUGUGACCUUGAUGAUAGUACAGUGCCUCCAGAACCCAAGACAGUUCUCUUGCCAGACAUGGCAGAAAAGCUUGAAGCACAAAGAGCAUUCCAGCAGAUAGUGUGCCCCCUACUGGAUGGGAGGACACACAGAAAAUCACUUUAUUGCAUGCCUGCUAUCAUCUUUCUUCCUUCCACAAAGCCCCAGAAUUGAAAGAAGCGUAA
Molecule: messenger RNA, 1135 nt
Organism: Scleropages formosus (Asian bonytongue)
Lineage: Eukaryota; Metazoa; Chordata; Actinopteri; Osteoglossiformes; Osteoglossidae
Product: ADP-ribosyl cyclase/cyclic ADP-ribose hydrolase 1
Exons: 10
Coding region: 196-1032 (278 amino acids)
Biological process (GO): positive regulation of B cell proliferation
Cellular component (GO): plasma membrane
Molecular function (GO): NAD+ nucleosidase activity, cyclic ADP-ribose generating; phosphorus-oxygen lyase activity
Source: RefSeq, a predicted model, not a curated record